Cinclus cinclus is the source of this 831-nucleotide messenger RNA. RefSeq lists its product as uncharacterized. Bases 1 to 831 code for a protein of 276 amino acids. Lineage: Eukaryota; Metazoa; Chordata; Aves; Passeriformes; Cinclidae. The transcript has a single exon. The record is from RefSeq and is a predicted model, not a curated record.
AUGACCCAUUUUCCUCCAAAAUAUUAUAACUCUGAUAUUAAGGGCCUUUCAGGCAAAGGUGUGGGGAAAGGAGUAGCAGCAGUUCUUUCCAGUGUGUGUAUGUAUGAGCAGACAAACGGACAACGCCAGUGCCAGCCCCAGCAGAGCAGAGCAGCAAUCCCAGGGAAGUCUCUCCCCGCUCUCCAAGCCCUCUCCCCGCCGGUGCCAGCCCCAGCAGAGCAGAGCAGCAAUCCCAGGGAAGUCUCUCCCCGCUCUCCAAGCCCUCUCCCCGCCGGUGCCAGCCCCGGCAGAGCAGAGCAGCAAUCCCAGGGAAGUCUCUCCCCGCUCUCCAAGCCCUCUCCCCGCCGGUGCCAGCCCCAGCAGAGCAGAGCAGCAAUCCCAGGGAAGUCUCUCCCCGCUCUCCAAGCCCUCUCCCCGCCGGUGCGGUUACGGCCGCAGCCGGCAGGGGGCGCUGCUGGCUCCCGGCGGGCAGGGCAGGGCGGUUGUUCCCCCGCGCCGGCAGGGGGCGCUGUGGCGCGGGGCCGCCCGCGGCUCCCUCACGCGGUCAUGGCGGACGGGCUGGCAGAAAUGGGCCCGAGCAGGAGCCUCGGAGCAGCGCCUGAAAUGUCAGGGCGGGUUCACCCGGGGCAGCAAGAGGCAGCAGAAACUGCAGCUGUAGCUGGAACCGCGCCGUGCCACCGCAGGCAGGGGGUGCGGAGCUACAGUGUGGCAGCAACGCGGAGCUGUGGCAGAGGAACGGCGGGGUUGGGCAGUGGCAGCCUGGCUCCCGAACACAGCUGGGAGAGGUUCCCUUGGAGAGCAGAGGGUCUCGGGGUCCCGGGGUUUUCCUGA